AUGACGUCGAAGUCUCAACGCAACGAAGAAGGAGAGCCGGAAGCUAGGAGGGACACUGCCAGAAAACGUGACAAGAGCAGGGUAAGAGAGUCUUCUUCCAACCCUCCUGUUGGGGGCAGGAGCCUUGGGGAAGAGGGAGAAGUUUCUGACACCAGCCAACUCGACGAGAAGAUCCUCGGAGUUGAGGCUGGUCUGUCGGCCUUGAACAUGCGACUUGCAGUUUUCGAAAAUAACUUCACCACCCUCGAAACAGUUGCUCUUGAAGGUUUCGAUGAGGUGAAGGGUAACCUUGAAGAGCUUGAAGAGGUUAACAAGGAAGGACUGACCAACCUCGAACUCAAGCUCACCGAAGCUCUCUCCUCUCUUCACCGAGAGUUUGAGACCUUGAAGAGGCAGGUUGAUGAGACUGCCACUGCGGGAGUUGCUGGUCCCGUCACUGUCCGUGAGACACGGAUUGAAGCUCCUAAGCCAAAGGAGUUUCGUGGUGAAAGGAAUGCCCAAGAUGUUGAGAACUUCUUGUGGCAAAUGGAUGCUUAUUUCGAGCAUGUUUGCAUGACCAGUGAAGCUGCCAAGAUUCGGACAGCAGCUAUGUACUUGAGCGACACCGCCAUGCUGUGGUGGCGGAGGAAAAAGGCGGACAUGGAGAGAGGGUUGAGGGAAUUGAAGCAAACAUCCUCCAUUCGGGACUACGUGAAGGAGUUCACGAGACUCACUCUCCAAAUUCCGAGUUUGACAAGUGAGGACUUGUUGUUCUACUUCUUGGAUGGCCUCCAAAACUGGGCCAAACAAGAGCUCCAAAGGCGACAAGUUCGUGAUGUUGACGAAGCGAUCGUAGUGGCAGAAUCGCUCAAUGACUUUCGGGCAGAAGCAGCGAAGGGGAGGGACAAUCGGAGCAAAAAUGUUCCUCCAAGAGGGGAUAGCAGUCGAACCAAGAACAGGCCAGUUCCCAACAGAGGCAUCGAUACAAGAGGUAACAAUCGCAACCAACCUUCUAAUUUCCGCAAGAACUAUGAGGAUCGUAAGAAAGGCGCUCCACAUCGUGAGGGUUGUUAUAUUUGUGGUGAAACUACCCAUGCUGCCCGUUACUGUCCGUCCUUAAGUAAAUUAAAUGCAAUAGUUGCUGCUCAAAAACAGCAAGAACAGGUUGCAUCGCAAACUGGAGGUCCAUCCGGUGAGCAAGGCGGACAGGCUAGCGGGGCUGAAAAGAGUAAGAAUGUUGAUGUUGGGAUGUUUAAUCAUAUAACUCUUGCUGCGUUGGCUGCCCAGCCGGCUAGUAUAAGGCCGCGCGAAUCGUUGUUUGUCAAUGCCAAGUUGAAUGGCAAAGACGUUAGAAUUAUGGUAGACACAGGUGCAACUCACAAUUUUGUAACAAAGGAAAGGGCCACCGACCUUUGCCUGAAUUACGUUGCUAGUGAUACAAUGCUGAAAACCGUCAACGCCCUUCCCACAAUUGUCCACGGAUUCGCUCCUAAAGUUCCUAUCGGGUUAGGAGGGUGGAAGAGGCUGGCAGAUUUCACCAUUGCGCCCAUGGAUGUUUUUGACAUUAUUUUGGGGCUGGAUUUUUGGUAUGAAGUGAACGCGUUUAUUUCGCCGCGUCUCAACCAACUGCACAUUAGCGAUGCUGGAGGUUCAUACGUGGUGCCCCUUAUUCGGGUGCCACAAAACAGAGUACAUUUGUCCGCCAUACAGCUUGUUAAGGGCUACAAGAGAGGGGAACCAACCUUCCUUGCUGCCCUUGUUGGAGGCGUCGGAGACUCGAUAGAGGCAACAACCUUGCCUCACUGUGUCGAGCAGGUCCUCUAUGAUAAUAGGGACGUGAUGCCGGAAGAACUUCCCCAAUGGUUGCCACCACGGAGGGAAGUUGAUCAUCAGAUUGAACUGGUUCCCGGGGCAAAGCCACCUGCCAUGACCCCUUAUCGUAUGGCGCCCCCAGAAUUAGAGGAACUGAGGAAGCAGCUCAAGGAGUUGCUGGAAGCUGGGCAUAUCAGGCCUUCGAAGGGGCCUUUUGGUGCGCCUCUUUUGUUCCAAAAGAAGAAGGAAGGGACGUUGCGCUUGUGUAUUGAUUAUCGGGCCCUCAACAAGGUCACGGUGAAGAAUAAGUAUCCCAUUCCCUUGAUUGCAGAUUUAUUCGAUCGAUUGGGACAGGCCAAGGUGUUCACGAAAAUGGACUUGAGGAAGGGUUACUACCAAGUCCGAAUUGCUGAAGGUGAUGAGCCAAAGACGACUUGUGUCACUCGUUAUGGUGCCUUUGAGUGGCUGUUUGUGGUCAUCUAUUUGGACGACAUUGUCGUUUAUAGCAACAGCUUAGAGGAGCAUGUCGAGCACUUGUGCAAAGUGUUCAAGGUAUUGCGUGACAACGAUUUGUGUGUGAAGCGGGAGAAAUGCAGCUUCGCCCAGGCCACUGUCCAGUUCCUUGGGCACACGAUUAGCCAUGGAGAAAUAAGGAUGGACAGUGACAAGGUCGAGGCAAUUCGGGACUGGGAGGCCCCAACGAAGGUACCAGAAUUGCGGUCCUUCCUUGGCCUCGCCAAUUACUAUCGGCGCUUCAUAUUUGGGUAUUCCGCUAUUGCCACUCCACUCACUGACUUGCUGAAAAAGAGUCGUGAGUGGGAAUGGGCAGACUCAUGUCGAGAUGCCUUCGAAAAGCUCAAGGUUGCCAUUAUUGAGGAGCCUGUUUUGGCGCUACUAGACUUCACAAAAGCUUUCGAAAUUCAUACCGAUGCUUCUGAUUUUGCUAUUGGUGGCGUCCUAAUGCAAGAGGGCCAUCCGAUAGCGUUUGAGAGCAGAAAACUGAAUGAUGCGGAAUGA
Solanum tuberosum (potato) is the source of this 2808-nucleotide messenger RNA. RefSeq lists its product as uncharacterized. Gene Ontology annotation, molecular function: nucleic acid binding; zinc ion binding. The transcript has 3 exons. NCBI's taxonomy places the organism in Eukaryota, Viridiplantae, Streptophyta, Magnoliopsida, Solanales, Solanaceae. The coding region runs from base 1 to 2808 and encodes 935 amino acids. The record is from RefSeq and is a predicted model, not a curated record.